GUAGCUGCCUUGCAUUUCCCACAUCAUUUGCCAGGGGUUUGUCCACAUCACGCUUGGUUUACUUUGGCAGUUUUUAUAUCUUCGACACCGACGCUGAAUUCAGUCUUGCUGAAGUGAGUUUGCCAGACAUGUGAUUCCAUUAAAAAAGUGCUUCCAUCUGACAAUUGUAGAAAGAUAAAGUUUCAACUCUUGAUGUCAUGACACUCAAGAGGGCUACACUGAAGAGCCUCCCACCAUCAGUCAUGGCCACUGUGGUAAUGUUUCUCAUCCUGAUACCAGCUGUGCACAGUGCUAUCGUAAUAAACUGCUCUGAACCGAGCCAACCCGCCCUGCUGGAGGCUCUGACUCCAAUCCUUAAACUGAGUGCCAUCCGACCUGUCAUGAACAUGAACACCCGCACCAACGUCAACAUGUCCUUCAUCAUGUAUGGAAUACUAGGAGUGGAUGAAAAGGGUCAACUCCUGCUUACCUUCCUUUGGCAGCAUUUUUGGUGGAUGAACGAGUUUGUCAGCUGGGAUCCAACGCAGUGUGGCUCCGAAAAAAUUUCUCUUCCCAGGAAAAAGUUUUGGGUGCCAGAUAUUGUCAUCAAUGAAUUUAUGGAUGAAAACACAGCCCCCUUUGUCCCAUAUGUGUACCUGUACAGCGAUGGUAGGGUGCACGAUGCUCAACCAAUCAGAGUGGUCAGUUCCUGUAACCUCAAUAUCUACACUUUUCCCUUCGAUAUACAGAACUGCACCAUGACUUUCAACUCUUACAUCCACUUAGCUAAGGACAUAAUGAUUUUCCUGAAUAAGGAUGCAAAAACCAUCACAAGUCAAUCCAAAAGCGUGAUGACCACCAUGGGAGAGUGGGAGCUGCUGGAUAUCGACUCCCACCACAUUGAAGAACAUAGCGAGGGUGAUUACAUUGAUGAGCUUGUAUUUAAUGUCAGAGUGAGGCGCCGGGCCACCCUGUAUGUGGUGAACCUGCUGAUCCCCAGCUGCUUCCUCAUCACUGUGGACCUCUUCAGCUUCCUGCUGCCCCCCCAGAGUGUGGACCGUUCCUCCUUCAAGAUGACCCUCAUCCUGGGAUACACCGUCUUCCUGCUCAUCAUGAAUGACCUGCUGCCUAUCACCGGAAACACCAUUCCUCUCAUAAAUGUAUUCUUCUCCCUCUGCCUGGCCCUGAUGGUGGCCAGUCUGCUGGAGACUAUCCUCAUCACUAACCUGCUGUGUGGCUCGGCCGACUUCUCUCCCAUCCCUCGCUGGGUCCGAGUGUUUGUUCUGCAAAUUCUGGGCCGUCUCGUUUGCCUGCCUCAGAAGACUAAAAAAAAGAAAGAUUCAGGCAUGAAACCCUACACUGUUGCGACACAGCAGAAAGGUGAUGGACCUCCAGAGGAGAAGGGGCCAGUGGUGGACGACAAGGCCCUUCAGGAGCUGAGGAGCCUGGGCAGGGACCUCCAGGCCAUCCGCCUCCAGGUGGAGCAGAAGCAGGGAGGAAGCCAGAGUUCGGAGGAGUGGGUCCAGGUGGGUUUCAUCAUAGACCGCCUGCUGUUCGGCAUCUACAUCCUCUUCGUAUCAGUCAGCUUCAUUACCAUCAUCAUAAUCUGGGUGAACUCAUAUAGCCAGUAGACAAUGGCUGCCUGUUUAAAGGGGCAACAUACAGUACAUGACUCAAAAAGUUGUUGAGUAAUAAUCACACUGGUAUUGUUAUUGUUUUGUUUGGUUUGAAGAUAUUUAAACAUAUUCUUAAUCUAUUGUUUUAUAAUUAGUCGUAUCCAAUGAGCAUACCAUCAAUAUCGGACAUUACAUUUCCUUUAUCACAUUUAUUAGAUGUAGUUCUAAGCAUUUUAAGCGGUUGUAUCUGCAUUUGUUAUAUUUCAUUCAUAUAAUUGCAUUCGUUGUGCCAUUCUAAAAUCAUU
Messenger RNA from Eleginops maclovinus (Patagonian blennie), 1900 nucleotides. Its product is annotated as 5-hydroxytryptamine receptor 3C-like. The coding region runs from base 198 to 1610 and encodes 470 amino acids. Lineage: Eukaryota; Metazoa; Chordata; Actinopteri; Perciformes; Eleginopidae. Gene Ontology annotation, cellular component: plasma membrane; postsynaptic membrane; synapse. The record is from RefSeq and is a predicted model, not a curated record. Gene Ontology annotation, biological process: monoatomic ion transmembrane transport; nervous system process; signal transduction. The transcript has 11 exons. Gene Ontology annotation, molecular function: serotonin-gated monoatomic cation channel activity; acetylcholine-gated monoatomic cation-selective channel activity.